CGCUCCAUCAGCACAAAAAAAAAAAACCCCUCCACCUUUCACCGCCGCCGCCGCCGCCGCCGCCGCUAUGGCGAGUGCGCCGCGGAACCCCACCGCCACGGCGGCUGGAAACGCCCUCCGCGUGGCUGACCUCCCGGGCCGCGGCCGCGGUCUCGUGGUCGCCCGCAACGUCCUCCAGGGCGAGGUGCUCCUCUCCGAGCCUCCCAUCCUCAUCUACCCGGCCACCCUCGCCUCCCUCCCCUCCUACUGCUCCGCCUGCUUCCGCUCCCUCCCCGCCGCCGCCGCCAUCGCCUGCGCUUCCUGCCGCGCCGCUGCCUUCUGCUCCCCGGCCUGCGCCGCCGCCUCCCACCCGCGCCUCCUCUGCGCCGCGCUCUCCAACGGCGGCGGCGCUGCCCUCGCCGCCGCUGCCCCCACCGAGGCGGUCCAAGAACCGCUGCUCUUCCUCCUCUCCGCAUACUCCCUCCCGGAACCCUCUCUCCGCACCAUCAUCUCCCUCUCCUCGGCCCCGCCUCCGCCACCGGGCGCGCAGGACGCCGCAGGCCUCCACGCCGCGGUGGCGGCCCUGGUGCCGCCGCACAUGCUACUUCCGGGCUUCUCGCCGGACCUCACGGUGGCGCUCCUCGCCAAGGACCGCGGCAACAGCUUCGCUGUCAUGGAACCUUACCGCCCCGGGAUGUCGCUCGAGCUCCUCAAGGCGCGCGCCUACGCGGUGUACCCCCGGGCGUCGCUGUUCAACCAUGAUUGCCUGCCCAAUGCGUGCCAUUUCGAUUACCCCGACAGGCCAGGGCCGGGGAACACCAACAUCGUGGUGCGGGCGUUGCAUGACAUACCGGAGGGGAGCGAGAUCUGCAUCAGCUACUUCGCGGCCAAUUGGAGUUAUGCCGAUAGGCAGCGCAGGCUGCUAGAGGACUAUGGGUUCCGGUGCGAGUGUGACCGGUGUCAGGUGGAGAGCCUGUGGAAGCAUGAUGACGAUAACGAUGGAGGUGAUGGGGAUGACAUAAUGGAAGAGGAGGGUGAGGAGAAUGGUGGAGAUGGUGGUGAUGGGAUGGAGGAGGGGGAUGGUGGUGACGACAGUGACGUUGAUUUCCCACAUGCCUACUUCUUUGUGAGGUUCCUGUGUGACAUUGAGGGCUGCUGGGGCAUGCUUGCGCCAUUGCCACCCUCGCCAAAUGGUCAGCGGUCCGAUGUGUUUGAAUGCAAUCUCUGUGGAAAGCUGAGGAAGGAAGAGGAUGCUCUGCCUAAUGAGGGCACUUCUGGCAUGGUCCAGUAGGAUGAGCCAAGCAUGCCGUUCUGCUCGCAGCUUCUUUUAACAGCAUCCCGGUGUUGGUUGCCUGUACCACCUCCGAAGCCGGGCUCACGGGAUGCAAAAUCACUGUGCGAGCCUGGCUCCUGGGAAACAGUUUUCAAUUACGUUUCUCCAGAGCUAAGCUCGUGGGAUGCAGGCCUGGCUCAGCUAAUGAUAAUAUUAGCGUAUAAUUAGUGAGUAUUAACUCAUAUUAGUAUAUUUUAAAUUAGAUUGAGGCUUAAUAUGAUAAAUUAAGUACUAUAGAGUGUAUUUAUGCAAAAUAAACAUCAUAUUAACACUUGCUUUUUUAUUCAAUCUCAUGUAACAUAUACUCAUACGGGCAACCAAACACAAUCAUCCGAGCACAUGCAGCCAACCAAAUAAAUUGCUACUGCAUGCCAUAGAUACAAGCCAGGCUCAGCCAUGCGAGCAACCAAACACCCCCUUACUUCCUGGAUCCUCUGAUUUUGAUUCUUCCCUUGUUUAAUUACUCUCACUUCCAGCCUGCUUUUCCAAAAAAGAAAAAUUGGCAACUA
Molecule: messenger RNA, 1821 nt
Organism: Phragmites australis (common reed)
Lineage: Eukaryota; Viridiplantae; Streptophyta; Magnoliopsida; Poales; Poaceae
Product: histone-lysine N-methyltransferase ASHR2
Exons: 2
Coding region: 68-1270 (400 amino acids)
Molecular function (GO): protein binding
Source: RefSeq, a predicted model, not a curated record